UGUUGCAGCCUCCGCGUCCAAAGAUCAGCUGGAUGUUCGUGAUUUGGAGGAGCCGCGACAACAUUUGGAAUGGCAACUGGGCUGCGGUACCCGGGCAAGGUCGUCAUAGUAACGGGGGGCACCCGGGGUAUUGGCGAAGGCAUCGUGAGAGAAUUUGUUCGCCAUGGAGCCAAAGUGGUCUUCUGUGCCCCAGGAUCUGAAGGUCUAGAAGAAGGAAAGCGUGUUGUAAAUAGGGAAAGGGGGAAAGUUAUUGAAAAGGAGCUGAAUGAUUCUGCAGGGCCUGGGGAAGGUCACUUUGAGGUCUGCGAUGUCCUUCAUGAAACAGACAUUAAGCAGGCCGCCCUGCCUCACCUCCGCAAAACAAAAGGGAACAUCAUCAACAUCGCCAGCCUUGUUGGUCUCAUUGGACAGAAGUAUGCGGUGCCAUAUGUUGCAACCAAGGGUGCUGUUACUGCAAUGACAAAAGCUAUGGCCAUCGACGAGAGCAGAUAUGGUGUCCGAGUCAACAGCAUCUCACCUGGCAAUAUCUGGACUCCUAUGUGGGAGAAGCUUGCAAGCCAGACAGUUGACCCAGAAGCAACGAUCCAGGAAGGCAUAGAUGCUCAGCUUUUGGGACGAAUGGGGACCCCAGCGGAGUGUGCGGCAGCCGCUCUGUACCUCGCUUCUGAGGCCACCUUCUGCACGGGCGUCAACCUGGUGCUUAGUGGUGGAGCUGAACUUGGAUACGCACAGAAGAGCCACAGAGAGCUGAAUCCUGGCUUGGAAGACUAGUUGGGAGCCAGCAAGAAAAGCAUGGGUGACUUCAGUGGUUAGUUGAUAAGGUGGGCUGAUCAGAACAGCUGCAGCUCCAGUGUUGAUUUUACUCAAGCCAUCCUUUCAAAAAGACAGAACGUCCGCAGGAUAGCAACUAUGUUUUUAUCUGUCGUAGCCAAAACAGUAAGAGCCCUGUGGCACUUUUAAAGACUUAGCAAAUCCAGAUAUGCCCCAAGGAUGAAGGGGAUUCUUCUCCACAGACACACAGCAGGUUUCCACACCUGUCUCUUACAAUUGUUUAGCAGGCAGAAAGGCAACAGCUCAAGCUUUUCCAGUACUUUUAUGUUCCCAUGUAGGGCAGGAGGAAGGGACCUCUGGCCCACAACCCAAUUAUGGCCUGCAAGGCUGUUUUCCCCAAACCCACCCCACCUGUCCCACACCUGACCCCAUUUGCGAUGUCAGUUGUGGGGCAGGCAGAGGCAUCGCUGGAUCAGCUGUGAAAUCCAGAUUCACACAGCCAGUCCUUGUAGAAAGCAGGUUUGAAGUCACUGCCUAUCUUGAGCCUGAAGAGAAGCAUUGCUUCGAAGCACUGAGCAAACAUCACGGGAUGCAAUUGUGACACCAGGCGUUUGACAGGUGGGUAGCCCACCCACCUGCCUAUCAAAUUUGGUCCCUUGAAGGCUAGGGGAGAUAAGGAUCUGGCCCACUGGACCAGUGAAUAUCCCUGUUUGCCAUGGAGCUAAAGGCAUAGGAGCAUAGUCAGAAGAACAGUGGCAAACCCGGUCUUUAAUAUUGCUUUACAUGUUCCAGCUCUUAAUACUGAAAACAGGUUCUACAGCUGAGCCACAAGGAGUCCUAGAUAACCAUAGGCCUGUUUGUCAUGCAAAUAUGCUCAA
Zootoca vivipara (common lizard) is the source of this 1649-nucleotide messenger RNA. NCBI's taxonomy places the organism in Eukaryota, Metazoa, Chordata, Lepidosauria, Squamata, Lacertidae. The record is from RefSeq and is a predicted model, not a curated record.